UGAGGGCGGCUGGAACAUGUCGCGCUUGAAGGGAGCGGCCGGGCGGGAUCCCCGGGCGGGUUUCAGAACUGAGACAAGAGACUCCAAUGCUUCCAUACCCCAGGGGCUAUUAAAGGCGGCGAGGAAGAGUGGCCAGUUAAACCUCUCGGGUAGGAACCUCAGUGAAGUACCUCAGUGUGUCUGGAGAAUAAAUGUGGAUAUUCCUGAAGAAGCUAACCAGAAUCUCUCAUUCAGUGCUACUGAACGAUGGUGGGAACAGACAGAUUUGACCAAAUUAAUAUUAUCAAACAACAACCUUCAGUCACUUGCAGAUGACCUCCGACUUCUGCCUGCAUUGACAGUUCUUGAUAUACAUGAUAAUCAGCUGGAAUCUCUUCCUUCUGCUAUAAGCGAGUUAGAAAACCUUCAGAAACUUAAUGUCAGCCAUAACAAACUGAAAAAACUUCCUGAAGAAAUUACAAAUCUAAGAAAUCUAACGCACCUGUAUCUCCAGCAUAAUGAACUUACUGUCAUACCAGAGGGAUUUGAACAACUUUCCAGUUUAGAAGAUUUAGAUCUUUCAAACAAUCGUCUUACAAUGAUUUCCACUGGUAUUUCUUCUCUAUCCAGUCUGGUGCGAAUGAAUCUUUCCAGUAAUCAGCUGAAGAGUUUGCCAGCAGAAAUAAGUAAAAUGAAAAAAUUAAAGCUUCUGGAUUGUAAUUCAAAUCUCUUGGAAAGUAUACCUCCUGAAUUGGCUGGUAUGGAAUCACUAGAAUUGCUUUAUUUGCGGAGGAAUAAACUACGUUUUCUACCUGAAUUUCCUUCUUGUAAACUACUAAAGGAAUUGCAUAUUGGUGAAAACCAGAUUGAGGUACUAAAAGCGGAGCAUCUGAAACACCUGAAUUCUAUCCUUGUGCUAGAACUGAGAGAUAACAAGUUAAAAUCUGUUCCAGAUGAAAUUUCACUGCUGCAGUCUUUGGAAAGGCUUGACCUAAGUAACAAUGAUAUUAGUAGUCUUCCCUAUUCACUGGGAAAGCUUCAUUUGAAAUUUCUGGCAGUAGAAGGAAAUCCUUUAAGAACCAUUCGAAGAGAAAUUAUAAAUAAAGGAACCGAAGAAGUCCUGAAAUACCUACAAAGCAAGAUACAAGAUGAUGGACCUAGUCAAAAUGACUCUGCUGAUAAGACUGCCAUGACACUACCCAGCGAAUCCAGUGUCAAUAUCCACGCCAUCAUCACUUCAAAGUUGUUAGAUUAUAGUGAUAAACAGAAAAAUCUAAUUCCUGAUGAAGUGUUUGAUGCAGUAAAAAGCAACAUCAUCGUUUCUGUUAACUUCAGUAAGAAUCAGCUAUGUGAAAUUCCGAAAAGGAUUAUUGAACUGAAAGACAUGGUUACUGACGUCAACCUCAGUUUUAAUAAGCUUUCCUCUAUAUCCUCGGAAUUCUGUAUGCUUCAGAAAUUGACAUUUUUAGAUGUCAGGAACAAUUUUUUAAAUUCCUUGCCGGAAGAAAUGGAGUCAUUGAUAAGACUACAAAUAAUCAAUCUUUCCUUCAAUAGGUUCAAAACUUUUCCUGAAGUGCUAUAUCGUAUCCCUGCACUGGAAACAAUUCUUAUUAGUAAUAAUCAGGUUGGGUCUCUGGAUCCUCACAAAAUGAAGACAAUGGAACAUCUGACUACAUUGGACCUUCAAAAUAAUGACCUUCUACAGAUCCCACCAGAGCUUGGUAAUUGUAUGAACUUAAGAACACUACUACUAGAUGGGAAUCCAUUCCGUGUUCCUCGGGCAGCCAUAUUAAUGAAGGGAACAGCUGCUGUACUGGAAUAUCUGAGAGACCGAAUUCCUACUUAAAUUAGAGUUGUUU
Molecule: messenger RNA, 1838 nt
Organism: Ochotona curzoniae (black-lipped pika)
Lineage: Eukaryota; Metazoa; Chordata; Mammalia; Lagomorpha; Ochotonidae
Product: leucine-rich repeat-containing protein 40-like
Exons: 15
Coding region: 17-1825 (602 amino acids)
Molecular function (GO): protein binding
Source: RefSeq, a predicted model, not a curated record